GAGGUGCAGGAUGCGCGAGAGCCAAUGGGCACGCUCGGGGGAGCCGGGCUGGCAGCAGCGGCGGGCCGGGCGCGCACUGUCGGGAUGGAGGGCGAGCGCCUGGCAUCUCAGGGGCGCUCCUCCGGCCUCCCGGCUGGGGGCGCCACGGGGGAGAGCGCGGGGGUCGACGCCCCCCUCCCGGGCAGCAGCGGCUCCUCCGCCCUGCUGCAGGCCGAGGUGCUGGAUCUGGACGAGGACGAGGACGACCUGGAGGUGUUCAGUAAGGAUGCCUCACUGAUGGACAUGAAUUCCUUCAGCCCUAUGAUGCCAACAUCCCCUCUGUCAAUGAUAAACCAAAUCAAGUUUGAAGAUGAGCCAGAUUUGAAAGAUCUCUUCAUUACAGUUGAUGAACCUGAAAGCCAUGUUACCACGAUUGAGACUUUCAUUACUUACAGGAUUAUUACUAAGACAUCUCGUGGGGAAUUUGACUCCAGUGAAUUUGAAGUUAGGAGACGUUAUCAAGAUUUCCUUUGGUUGAAAGGAAAACUUGAAGAAGCACACCCCACUCUGAUUAUUCCACCAUUGCCUGAGAAGUUUAUCGUGAAAGGGAUGGUGGAACGGUUUAAUGAUGACUUCAUCGAGACGCGACGGAAGGCACUACAGAAAUUCCUGAACCGAAUUGCUGAUCAUCCAACUUUAACUUUUAAUGAAGACUUCAAAGUGUUUCUUACUGCACAAGCUUGGGAACUCUCUUCUCACAAGAAGCAAGGGCCUGGAUUACUCAGCAGGAUGGGGCAGACCGUCAGAGCUGUUGCGCUGUCAAUGAGAGGAGUGAAAAGCCGCCCAGAGGAGUUCAUGGAAAUGAAUAACUUUAUUGAAAUAUUUAGCCAGAAAAUAAAUUUGAUAGAUAAAAUAUCUCAGAGAAUUUACAAGGAACAAAGAGAAUAUUCUGAUGAAAUGAGAGAAUAUGGCCCAAUUCAUAUUCUGUGGUCAGCAUCAGAAGAAGACCUGGUUGAUACUCUAAAAGGGGUUGCCAGCUGCAUUGACAAAUGCUGUAAGGCCACUGAAAAACGGAUGUCUGGACUCUCGGAGGCCCUGCUUCCUGUUGUACAUGAGUAUGUACUUUAUAGUGAAAUGUUAAUGGGCGUUAUGAAAAGGAGAGACCAAACACAAGCAGAACUGGAUUCCAAAGUAGAAGCUUUGAUGUAUAAAAAGGCAGAUACUGAUCUGCUUACAGAAGAGAUUGGAAAACUGGAAGAUAAAGUGGAAUGCGCUAAUAAUGCCCUGAAAGCAGAUUGGGAAAGAUGGAAACACAAUAUGCAGAAUGAUAUCAAGUCAGCAUUUACAGAUAUGGCUGAGGAGAAUAUCCACUAUUAUGAACAGGGAGCAAGAUGAAGUUGCCUAACCUGGAACAGCCAGACUCUAAUUAUAUGAUUUCAACUCCCUGUUGUGAGAGAUCCCUGGAAAGGGAUAUCAAGACCGUUUUGCAAGAAGGAAACCAGCUAUGAAGCCUGGGUGGUGGUCAUGAAGGAUGCUCGUGUUGGGACAAAGGACCCAAUAAUCUGGUGCCAACCAGUCAUGCUUGAGAGGAAAAGCUGAGCUCCCUGACACGUUUGCAAAUUCUCUUUCAACUUGGCAAAACCCCUCUCAUCUCCUAACAGGACCUGGCCAACUUCCUGCGGAGGCAAUGAGUACUACAGCUGUGUAGUUUCUGUACAAUUGUUUACGUCAGCCUCUUGAAACACGCUGAACUGAGGUAGGUGGGAGGGCAUCUAUAAGUUUAGUCUUUAUCUCAAACUUCACCUUUGAUUUUGGAAUAAAGCCUGGGAAAAUGCU
Molecule: messenger RNA, 1815 nt
Organism: Ailuropoda melanoleuca (giant panda)
Lineage: Eukaryota; Metazoa; Chordata; Mammalia; Carnivora; Ursidae
Gene: SNX7
Product: sorting nexin 7
Exons: 9
Coding region: 25-1374 (449 amino acids)
Biological process (GO): endocytic recycling; protein transport; autophagy of mitochondrion
Cellular component (GO): early endosome; phagophore assembly site
Molecular function (GO): phosphatidylinositol binding
Source: RefSeq, a predicted model, not a curated record